AUGGUGGGCAAGGUCAGCGAAAGAGUCCUCCUGCGGGAAGGCCUCGAGAGGACAGACAAUGGCAUGAAGCAGACGAGUUGGCCCGAUGUCAUUCCGAUUAACCAAAAGAACUACUACACAGACUAUAUGAAGCGCGAUGAUCAAAUCUUGGCCGUCCGACUCCAGACCGAUGCCUCGCGCGAUAGGAUGCUUCAGGGCGCCAAGGAGCGGGACCGCGCGCAGGCCGCCAAGGCUGCCAACAGCGAAGUCCCCCUCCCGAUCGCCGACCUCCAGGGCGAAGACCCGAACGUGGCCGCGCAGGACUCGACAGCGAUAGACCCGACCAAGGUGAUUGUGAUUCACCCCGGCAGCCAGAACCUACGCAUCGGCUUCGCGAGCGACGCGCUUCCUAAGACGAUUCCGAUGACGCUAGCGACCAAGUUCCCCCAGACCGAGUCGGAGAUGUACGAGGCGCUGCCGAGGCGGCAGUUCGAGGCCAAGACGCCGGAGCAGCAGUACGGGGAGGAAUGGGCCAAGAAGUUUCAGAAGCACAGCGGGGACCUCAAAGUGGAGAUGAGGGCGGCGAAGCGCAAGGUUCUGCCCAACUCCAAGGAGAUGGUUCUCAACUACAACCGCCGUACCGAACCCGAGGAGAUUCCGCUGCACAACGACCCGCUGCAGGUGGACUGGACCGAGGUGGACGCGCUCGAGGACCCGCAAUCGUCGGCGUCAUGCAUGAUUGGCCACCAGGCGACGAGGAUCCCCGACGACUCGAACCCCAAGUUCAAGCUGUGGUGGCCCAUUCAGCACGGGUGGAUGAACGAGGAUGACUACACGACAGCGGAGCACCUCUACGACGACUUUGAGACGCUGCUGGACAAGGCUAUUCGGCAGGAUCUAGGGCUGACGAGGAACAGCACGUGGAGGCAGUACAGCUGCGUCUUCAUCGUGCCGGAUCUAUACGACAAGAAGUAUGUGGAGAACGUGCUCCGGUCGUGCAUGACCUGGUUCGAGUUCAACCGGGUCUGCUUCAUUCAGGAGAGCAUGGCGGCGACGUUUGGCGCGGGUUACACCCAGGCGUGUGUGGUAGAUGUCGGCGCGCAAAAGACAUCCAUCACGUGUGUUGAGGAUGGGCUGUGCCUUGAAGACUCUAGGAUCAACCUAAAGUACGGCGGCUACGACGUGACGGAGACGUUUAUCAAGAUGAUGCUCUACGACAACUUUCCCUACGAGGAGAUCAACCUGCGCCGGCGCUACGACUUUUUGCUGGCGGAGGAGCUCAAGAUCAAGCACUGCACCAUGUCGCAGGCGGACGUGUCGGUGCAGCUCUUCCAGUUCCAUCUCCGCGCUCCGAACCAGCUCACGCGCAAGUACCAGUUCAAGACGUACGACGAGGUGAUACUCGCGCCCAUGGGAUUCUACGACCCGAGCCUCUUUGACAACACGACGAAGCUCCGGGGCCGAAGGAAGCUGAUCGACCGGUCAUAUAACUCGUACGACGUCGAGGUUCCCGACGACCCCACUUCGCAGGCGCAGCUCGCCAUCCUCGCGCUCGUCAAACCAUCCAUCAUCUCCAACGGCAUCGGCCAGGGUGGGGCAGCCGGUAACAACGAUGUUUCCACGCCGGUCAAGGAGAAGCCGCACCCCUUCAAUUUCUUAUCCCGGGUGGAUGCGGCGCUCUCGGCCACGCCCAGCGCAUCUAACGCGCCGUCGCCGGCCCCCGACGGUACCAGCACGCCCGUGCCACCGCCCUUCAUCUUUGGCAAGGACGGCAACGGGCACGCGGACAGCCCAGCGCCGGGGGCGGGCACGCCAGGACCGGGAGGGGCGACGCAGUCGGCGCAAGCGUCCUUUGCGGAGGCGACGCCGGCCGUAGCAACGCGCAGCGCGGUGGACAUUGCGGACGAGCGCGACUCGGUGCUACCGGUGGCGCCGCUAGAUGUGGCGGUCCUGACGAGCAUCCAGAACGCGGCACGCGGGGACGAGAAGAAGUUGCGGGACCUCUUGGGCAGUAUCAUGGUGAUUGGCGGGGGCGCCAAGAUCCCGCAGUUCGCCAGCGUGCUGGAGGAGAAGCUCAAGGCGCGGCGGCCGGACCUGUACGACCGCAUCCUCAUCAGCAGGAGCGCGAGGGACAUGGACGAGCAGGUGGUGGUGUGGAAGGGGGCGAGCGUGUUUGCUAAGUUGUCGACCAACGACUCGUGGAUUGUGCCGCUCGAGUACGAGAGGCUGGGGUCGAGGGCUCUUCACCACAAGGUGAUGUGGUCGUGGUAA
Messenger RNA from Parascedosporium putredinis, 2250 nucleotides. NCBI's taxonomy places the organism in Eukaryota, Fungi, Ascomycota, Sordariomycetes, Microascales, Microascaceae. The record is from the annotation of a GenBank genome assembly.